Messenger RNA from Xyrauchen texanus (razorback sucker), 2233 nucleotides. Its product is annotated as zinc finger and BTB domain-containing protein 16-A-like. Gene Ontology annotation, biological process: regulation of transcription by RNA polymerase II. The transcript has 7 exons. The record is from RefSeq and is a predicted model, not a curated record. Gene Ontology annotation, molecular function: DNA-binding transcription factor activity, RNA polymerase II-specific; protein binding; RNA polymerase II cis-regulatory region sequence-specific DNA binding. Gene Ontology annotation, cellular component: nucleus. Bases 192 to 2207 code for a protein of 671 amino acids. NCBI's taxonomy places the organism in Eukaryota, Metazoa, Chordata, Actinopteri, Cypriniformes, Catostomidae.
GGAGAGAGGAGUUAGUGCGCGUGAGAGCGGGUACUGUGAACUGCGUUACUAUGCUACAGCCCUAAUAACCGCACACUUGGAAGCCAAACGUGCAACACAGAUUGACCUUAUCUUGUUUUCAAAGAUAACUGAACAGACUGCUACUUGGGAAGUAAGACUCAUGUGUUGGCCGUGUGGAUUUCAGAGACGUUAUGGAUUUGACUAAAAUGGGUAUGAUCCAGCUCCAGAAUCCCAAUCACCCCAAUGCCCUACUGCACAAAGCAAAUCAGAUGCGCCUGGCUGGCACACUGUGCGACGUGGUCAUCAUGGUGGACAGCCAGGAGUUCCACGCUCAUCGGACUGUGCUGGCCUGCACCAGCAAGAUGUUUGAAAUCCUCUUUCACCGCAACAGCCAACAUUACACUUUGGACUUUCUCUCACCAAAGACUUUCCAGCAGAUUCUGGAGUAUGCCUACACUGCCACUCUUCAAGCUAAAGUGGAGGAUCUGGAUGAUCUGCUGUACGCAGCAGAGAUAUUAGAAAUAGAGUAUUUGGAGGAACAAUGCCUGAAGAUACUGGAGACCAUCCAGUCCUCGGAUGAAAAUGACACCGAGGUCAACAUGAACGAUGGUGGCACAGAAGAUGAUGACGAGCGUAAGGGAAGGCAUGGGAGGAGCCAAGCAGGUUCCAAAAAGCAUUCCAUGGAAGAGGGCAGCUACAUCUCCGCUGCCCAGCAAGCACUGGCACUGCCCGGAAUGGUGGAUCAGAGUCCGUCUGUCUCAACCUCCUUCAGCCUCUCCACCAUGAGCCCAACCAAAGCAGCCGUGGACAGUCUAAUGAGCAUCGGCCAGUCCCUCCUGCAGAGCAGCUUGCACCCUGGUGUGAGCUCUGAACGUCCCCUGCAUGGCAACUCACACCAUAUGAUGGGAGAGAUCAAGACUGAGAUGAUGCAAGUAGAUGAGAGCGCAGGUAAUGAGAGCCCCAAUACAAUGGAGCCCAAUACCUCCAGCAAUGGAGAGCGCAGCGGAGAACCUGACAAGAACCGUGAUGGGCCUGGCACCCCUACCAGGAGUAGUGUGAUCACUAGUGCCCGCGAGCUCCAUUACGUCAGGGAUGAAGGUGCGGGUGACCAGCAGGCCGAGGUCAGCCAGAUGGGGCUUGAGGCCAUGGCAGGGAUGACUGAGAAACACUUAGCUUCACUGUACGGCAUACCACCCAACCAUAAGAAUGAAGGGAUGCUCGCUAUCCCGGCUUCUAUGGCCUCAACCUUGCAUAUGUCACCAGCCCUGGCCAUGUCCAUGGACUUCAGUGCCUAUGGGGGCUUGCUGCCUCAGAGCUUCAUCCAGAGGGAGUUCUUCAACAAGCUUGGUGAGCUAGCUGCUGGAAUGAAGCCUGAUGGCCGCAACCAAAAUGAGCGCUGCAACGUGUGUGGCACUGAACUGCCUGACAAUGAGGCCAUAGAGCAACACAGGAAACUGCAUAGCGGAAUGAAGACCUAUGGGUGCGAGCUUUGUGGCAAACGCUUCCUAGAUAGUCUGCGCCUGAGGAUGCACUUGCUGUCUCAUUCAGCUGGUGAGAAAGCCAUCAUCUGUGACCAGUGUGGAGCUCAGUUCCAGAAGGAAGAUGCUCUAGAGGCCCACCGACAGAUCCACACAGGAUCAGAUAUGGCCAUCUUCUGUUUGCUCUGCGGGAAGCGAUUCCAGACGCAGACGGCUCUGCAGCAGCAUAUGGAGGUUCACGCAGGCGUGCGCAGCUACACCUGCAGCGAGUGCAACCGCACGUUCCCCAGCCACACCGCACUCAAACGCCAUCUCCGCUCGCACACAGCAGGUGACCACCCAUUUGAAUGCGAGUUCUGCGGCAGCUGCUUCCGAGAUGAGUGCACACUGAAGGGACACAAGCGUAUCCACACCGGAGAGAAGCCCUAUGAAUGUAACGGCUGUGGCAAGAAAUUUAGCCUCAAGCACCAGCUCGAGACCCACUACCGUGUCCAUACAGGUGAGAAGCCGUUUGAGUGCAAGCUUUGCCACCAGCGCUCCAGGGACUACUCGGCCAUGAUCAAACACCUGCGCACCCACAAUGGCGCCUCGCCAUACCAGUGCACCAUCUGCCUGGAGUAUUGCCCCAGCCUCUCUGCCAUGCAGAAGCACAUGAAGGGCCACAAGCCCGAAGACAUCCCACCUGACUGGAGGAUAGAGAAGACAUACCUGUACCUCUGCUACGUCUAAAGAUGGAGAUGGAGAGGGGGAGGGCA